This is a messenger RNA of Eurytemora carolleeae, 897 nucleotides long. Its product is annotated as CD63 antigen. The transcript has 6 exons. The record is from RefSeq and is a predicted model, not a curated record. Lineage: Eukaryota; Metazoa; Arthropoda; Copepoda; Calanoida; Temoridae. Gene Ontology annotation, cellular component: membrane. The coding region runs from base 46 to 753 and encodes 235 amino acids.
GUCAUAACUAUAAUACGAUUUUUCAGAUACUAAUAAAGUGUCAAAAUGGACAGUUGUUGUGAUAGUAUGAUUAAAUACUUUAUGUUUAUCAUAAAUCUUCUAUUUGCUGUAGUUGGUCUGGCGCUGAUCGUGAUAGGAGCAUAUAUUCAAAUUGCCGCCAAGGAGUUUCUGGAUUUUCUCUCUGAUAAUUAUUUGAACACACCAAUUUUCAUCAUUAUUAUAGGAUGUAUUAUUUUCGUUGUUGCCUUCUUCGGAUGCUGCGGAGCCUGGCAUGAGAACACGUGUAUGAUUUACACCUACGCCGCCAUGUUGGGUCUCCUCCUCAUUUGCGAGAUUGGAGCUGGAAUUGCCGCGUUCGUUUUGAAGGGAGAGCUGAAGGAUGUUGUCGAGGAGAAAAUGGUUCAGGGCAUGAAGAAUUAUAAUGCUCCUGGCUAUGACGGUGUGACUAAUGCCUGGGACGUAAUGCAGCAAGAUCUGAACUGCUGUGGUUCCAGCAAUUAUACAAACUGGUUCCAGUAUACACCUAACCAGGUUCCAGACUCAUGCUGCCAGAUUGAGAAGAAGGGAUGUGGAUCUGAUUUAUUCCAAAAUCAGAUUUAUCAACGAGGAUGUCUCCGGGAGUUCGAGGACAGAUUCAAGAGCAACAUCGGCAUCGUUGGAGGAGUUGCCCUAGGAGUAGCAUUUGUGCAACUUCUUGGCGUAGUGUUCUCCUGUUGUCUGGGGAAAGGUGUGAGGAAAGGAGAAUAUGUUUAAAGAAGACGACUUUCUAGAUCUGCGAUAUAAAACUGCUUUCGUAUUUUGUGUCUAAAAACAUUUAUAUUUUUUUUGUAUUGAUUUCCAAAACUUUGACUGAUUAUUGUGAUUAGUUUUCUACCAAUAUAUAUUUAUACAAAUGGA